Molecule: messenger RNA, 1873 nt
Organism: Dama dama (fallow deer)
Lineage: Eukaryota; Metazoa; Chordata; Mammalia; Artiodactyla; Cervidae
Product: lupus La protein homolog
Exons: 3
Coding region: 1-1566 (521 amino acids)
Biological process (GO): RNA processing
Cellular component (GO): nucleus; ribonucleoprotein complex
Molecular function (GO): RNA binding
Source: RefSeq, a predicted model, not a curated record
AUGAUAAAUCGUAGGAGAGGAAAAAUAACUUCCCUCUACCCUUGGCAGGGAUGCCGGGCUAAGGCAUCACUUUUUUCUCGAAAGGCUGCUCCUAAACGGUCAAGCCCCUCUGGGUUACAAGUUAUCCGCUGUGGCCACUAUAACUCAAGGUCAUCUUUGGUAAAGUCAGCUGCUAUUCAACCUUACGAGAAAGUUUUAUUCCCCUGUGGCCUCACAGGGAGCCAGCAAAGUUUCGCUCCGACCCUGUCUGAAUCUGGGCCGGUCUGGGUUUUGAGCCGGAACCAGUCUGAACCGGAUUCAGGCAGAGCCACUAAACCAGGGCCGGGAUCCGAGGGGCGGGACGUCCGCCGACCGCCGCAGGGCGCGAGGCCGCAGCUCCGCGGCUCCGCAGCUAAACGCUUAGAAGGGUGCCAGGGAGGAGAUGCUUUUAUAGAGAAAGUGCGGAAUCAAGGUAGGAACGUGAUUGGCUGCAGCCAAAAGCCGAGUUGGCUGUUUGUGAUUGGUUUUAGUUUUUGUGGCUCAGUUGAAGAAGCGGAGAUUGAAAAAUUCCUGGCCCCACAGAGACGUGCCACACGAUCCCCAGCAGCGUCUACACUCCUCUCAUCUCCCAGCAAACCCCUCCCUGAAGUGACUGAUGAGUAUAAAAAUGAUGUAAAAAACAGAUCUGUUUAUAUUAAAGGCUUCCCAACUGAUGCAGCUCUUGAUGACAUAAAAGAAUGGUUGGAAGAUAAAGGUCAAGUGCUAAAUAUUCAGAUGAGAAGAACGUUGCACAAAGCAUUUAAGGGUUCAAUAUUUGCUGUAUUUGAUAGUAUUGAAUCAGCUAAAAAGUCUGUCGAAACCCCUGGCCAGAAGUACAAAGACACAGACCUGCUAAUACUUUUCAGGGAAGAUUACUUCACCAAAAAAAAUGAAGAAAGAAAGCAAAAUAAAAUGGAAGCUAAAUUAAGAGCUAAACAAGAGCAAGAAGAAAAACAAAAGCUAGCAGAAAGUGCUGAAAUGCCUUGUAUAUUUUUACAGAAAUCUCUAGAAGAAAAGAUUGGCUGCUUGCUGAAAUUUUCAGGAGACUUAGAUGAUCAGACGUGUAGAGAAGAUUUGCACACCCUUUUCUCAAAUCAUGGUGAAAUAAAAUGGAUACACUUUGUCAGAGGAGCCAAAGAGGGAAUAAUUCUUUUUAAAGAAAAAGCUAAGGAAGCACUGGAUAAAGCAAAAGAGGCCAAUAAUGGUAACCUACAACUAAGGAACAAAGAAGUCACCUGGGAAGUAUUAGAAGGAGAUGUGGAAAAAGAAGCACUGAAAAAAACAAUAGAAGAUCAACAAGAAUCUCUAAACAAAUGGAAGUCAAAAGGUCGCAGAUUUAAAGGAAAAGGAAAGGAAAAUAAAGCUGCCCAGGCUGGGUCUGCUAAAGGAAGAGUACAGUUUCAGGGCAAGAAAACUAAAUUUGAUAGUGAUGAUGAACGUGAUGCAAAUGGUGCAUCUGGAGCAGUAAAAAGAGCACGAGAAGAAAGAGACGAAGAAGAACCUCCAUCAAAACAACAGAAAACAGAAAAUGGUGCUGAAGACCAGUAGUUUAAUAAACAAAUUUUUUAUUCAUUUUAAUUAGAUUUUAAGCUGCUUUUGUCUUUGGAGGCUGUUAUAAAGAAAACCGAAUUAAAUCCACUUCGAUGUCUACCUGUAAGAAAGGAAGAUUUGUUGUUGUUAUUGUUGAACUUGUCUUCUGUUAUUGAAAUGAGUUUUUUAAUGUGCAGUUCUGUUUGUGUUCUUUUGGAUUAUUCAAAUAUCAAAAGAAACAUUCUUCCAUUAAGUUGCCUUUGUAAUAUGAAUGCAUUAGUACAAAGUAAUAAAAUGUAUACUGCAUAAAAAUAAAAAAUAAAAA